This is a messenger RNA of Arachis ipaensis, 501 nucleotides long. The record is from RefSeq and is a predicted model, not a curated record. NCBI's taxonomy places the organism in Eukaryota, Viridiplantae, Streptophyta, Magnoliopsida, Fabales, Fabaceae.
AUGGGAGGUUCAUCAUCGUCAGAUAAAGGUGCAGCAGUAUCAUCACAUUUCAGGUAUGAUGUUUUUCUGAGCUUUAGAGGCUACACAAGACUCAGAUUCACAGACACACUCUAUCAUGCUUUGAUCAACAAAAGAAUCGACACCUUCAGAGAUAGCGAGGAGCUACGAAUAGGGGAGGAGCUCGAAGGUUCUCUUCUUGAAGCCAUUGAAAGAUCAAGGAUGUCAAUUCUGAUACUUUGUGAUAAGUAUCCAACUUCGCGGUGGUGCCUUGAUGAACUGGUCAAGAUCAUGGAGUGUUCGGAAAAUGGAAGAAAGCGACUGGUGUUACCAAUCUAUUUCAAUGUGGCAAAAUCAGAUGUGCAGUACCAGCUCAAUGAAUAUGCAAAAGCCAUGGCUGCUCAUGAAGAAAAAGGCAGAUACAAUCACAAGUUAGAAGCAUGGAGGUCAGCUUUGUCUGAAGUAGGCAAGAUUUAUGGUCAACGCUGUGAUCACAAUACGUGA